This is a messenger RNA of Manis pentadactyla (Chinese pangolin), 1557 nucleotides long. RefSeq names its product plasmolipin (gene PLLP). The transcript has 4 exons. Gene Ontology annotation, biological process: myelination. Lineage: Eukaryota; Metazoa; Chordata; Mammalia; Pholidota; Manidae. Gene Ontology annotation, molecular function: structural constituent of myelin sheath. Gene Ontology annotation, cellular component: membrane. The record is from RefSeq and is a predicted model, not a curated record. Bases 157 to 705 code for a protein of 182 amino acids.
GGCGGCUCCCCGCUCCCCGCCCCCAAGCGGCGGUAGCGCCCGGCGCCGCAGUGAGAGCCGGAGCCCCCCAGGGAGCAGCGGCGCAGGAGCCGGCACCCACCGCGGGAGGGGCGGCGGCAGCAGGCACAGCGACCUCGGGAGGGGAGCGGAGCUGCGAUGGCCGAGUUCCCGGCUAAAGUGAGCACGCGGACCAGCAGCCCCGCGCAGGGCGCCGGCGCCUCGGUCUCGGAGCUGCGCCCGGACCUGGGUUUCGUGCGUUCCAGCCUCGGUGCGCUCAUGCUGCUGCAGCUGGUGCUGGGCCUGCUGGUGUGGGCCUUGAUUGCUGACACCCCAUACCACCUGUACCCGGCCUAUGGCUGGGUGAUGUUCGUCGCUGUCUUCCUCUGGCUGGUAACAAUCGUCAUCUUCAUCCUCUACCUGUUUCAGCUGCACAUGAAGUUGUACAUGGUACCCUGGCCACUUGUGUUAAUGGCAUUUAACAUGGGUGCCACCGUUCUCUACAUCACGGCCUUCAUCACCUGCUCUGCUGCGGUUGAGCCGACCUCCCUGAAAGGCACUCGCCCGUAUAACCAGCGUGCAGCUGCCUCCUUCUUUUCAUGUUUAGUGAUGAUUGCCUACGGAGUGAGUGCUUUCUUCAGCUUCCAGGCCUGGCGAGGAGUAGGCAGCAAUGCAGCCACCAGUCAGAUGGCUGGCGGCUACGCCUAGACCGCAGGCGCCUCACCCACCUGGGGUUGAAGGCUGCAGCUGGGUCACAGGUGCAGGGUGCCCUGCAAGUCAGAGGCUGGGCCCUGCCUGGAGUCAGCCCAGAAGGGACUGCGCUUGCUCCUCUCCACUCAUCACCCGGGCUCUCGUCCAACACUCCAAAGGAAUCAGGACCCUUCCUCUGGCUUGGCCAAGGCGGCACAUGCGUUGGCUGCAAGGAUCCAAGGCCAAGACCCCCUCCCCAUCUCCCUUAUUCAGCAGGAGGUGAUGGGGGAUACGGGGCUCUUCUCUGCUGUCUUUAGAGGACUUCAGUGUCCAAGGCAGGGGCCCAGCCUCACCAGCACUAAAUACACUAACAAGGACUCCAGACCUGCAUCCCCGACCCCCAUAGAGUAAGCCUAACAAGCAACAUUAUUUAUCUUUAUCUUCGUCUUUGUUCUGGGCCCCCUGAGCGAGCUGAUGAAACCGGUCUGACUCCAGUGACCCUCCUCCAGGCCAACACGUCACUUGUAGGGAGACUUUGUAGAAAGCGGGUUAUGAUUUCUGACAGCAUGGUCUUUCCUUUUCCUGCAUUUCAGACAUACUGGUUAUUUAACGCAAAUUGGUUUUUAAGCAACCUCUCAAUGAUGAAAAACUUCCCCAGGUUUCCCUCCCUUUCCCAAGCCCUUGUUUGUAAUCCUCCCUUUGGGAAAAGCUAACAUCAAUGCCGACUGCUUCCCCGAGACACUGCUGAUGAGGCACAGGGGACAUGGAGGGAGGAAUCAAGACCUGGCCUGAUGCAUUGUCCUGUGCUUGGGGGAGACUUUCUUGUUGUUUUUUAUAAAAAUAAAGAUGGAAGAACUUAUUUGGAAAAGG